Messenger RNA from Coccidioides posadasii C735 delta SOWgp, 1428 nucleotides. RefSeq lists its product as uncharacterized. Gene Ontology annotation, molecular function: nitronate monooxygenase activity. The record is from RefSeq and is a predicted model, not a curated record. NCBI's taxonomy places the organism in Eukaryota, Fungi, Ascomycota, Eurotiomycetes, Onygenales, Onygenaceae.
CAAAUAGGGGCCGUGGGCACUUGUACGGAGGGAUUUCUGUAUAAGCAUACACAUUCGCUUUCGUCUCGCGCAGUGCUUUUUGCCCUUUCGUUCAAUAGAUUCUAGAUCAUACAUACACUUCCAAUACCCUAGAAGACAUCCUUCCUGGUGGUGCCCACCCCUGCUUCUCCCAAGAUGCCUUUCAACACCGAGUUGACCAGAAAGCUGGGGAUCGAAAUUCCCGUCGUGCAGGGUGGUAUGCAAUGGGUCGGUUACGCUGAGCUUGCCGCUGCUGUUAGCAACGCUGGCGGUCUCGGAAUCCUUACCGCCCUUACGCAACCAACCCCCGAGGAUCUGCGUAAAGAAAUCCGCCGAACCCGUACCAUGACAAAGAAGCCCUUUGGUGUCAACAUAACCCUUCUCCCUGCUCUUGUACCUCCAGACUAUGCUGCAUAUGCUCAGGCCAUCAUUGAUGAAGGAGUCCGGAUCGUUGAAACAGCCGGAAAUAGUCCUGGGCCGGUCAUUAAGCAACUGAAAGCUGCUGGCUGCAUUAUCUUGCACAAAUGCACAACCAUUCGACAUGCUAAAUCUGCCGUGAAGCUUGGUGUUGAUUUCUUGUCCAUCGAUGGUUUCGAAUGCGCUGGCCAUGUGGGUGAAACGGAUAUCACCAAUUUCAUCCUCCUUAGUCGGGCCAGGCAAGAUCUCGGUGUACCAUUCAUCGCCUCUGGAGGUUUCGCUGACGGUUAUGGUCUCGCUGCUGCUCUGGCGUUGGGUGCCGAGGGAAUCAAUAUGGGUACGAGAUUCAUGUGCACUGUGGAGGCGCCAAUCCAUAUCAAUGUGAAGAAGGCCAUCGUGGAUGCCCAAGAAGACGAUACUCAGCUUCUCCUUCGUCGAUGGAGAAAUACAACCCGUCUCUUCAAGAACAAGGUUUCCACUGAAGCGUACAAGAUCGAAAAGGAAAGCAAAAGUGACGAUUUCUCAGAAAUUGCACCUUUUGUAAGCGGCAAGAGAGGCCGUCAAGUUUUCUUAGACGGUGAUGUUGAUUACGGCGUGUGGACUGCUGGACAAGUCAUCGGCCUCAUUCAUGAUAUCCCAACAUGCGAGGAACUCUUGAAGCGUAUCGAAAGAGAAGCUGUCGAGGCAAUGGCCAAAACUAGUGCGCUAUAUGCUCCUUCCUCGGCUCGCCAAACCAAGUUGUGAUGUUCUGUUAGGUUACUUGCGCUUCGCGGAUAAGGGAUUACUACACUCCCUACGUGCAGUUCCAUGUGACGACUUCUUCCUCACUGGGACGGUGUCAGCUUCAUACCUGUAGCCCCUUUUCUUUUUUGCUUUGAAUUGGUGCGGAAGCUGCUCUUGAGCUUUGAAUAUCCUCUGUAAUUGUCAUUUGGAUAUGUUUUAGAUAUACGGAAUAUUAUGAAAUUACAUUAAAUGGUACGCACUAAAUGCUAC